This is a messenger RNA of Pteronotus mesoamericanus, 2190 nucleotides long. RefSeq names its product denticleless E3 ubiquitin protein ligase homolog (gene DTL). Gene Ontology annotation, molecular function: protein-macromolecule adaptor activity; protein binding. Gene Ontology annotation, cellular component: nucleus. The record is from RefSeq and is a predicted model, not a curated record. The transcript has 15 exons. Gene Ontology annotation, biological process: proteasome-mediated ubiquitin-dependent protein catabolic process; mitotic G2 DNA damage checkpoint signaling. The coding region runs from base 1 to 2190 and encodes 729 amino acids. Lineage: Eukaryota; Metazoa; Chordata; Mammalia; Chiroptera; Mormoopidae.
AUGCUCUUCAAUUCGGUUCUCCGACAGCCCCAGUUUGGCGUCCCGAGAAAUGGAUGGUCUUCACAGUACCCUCUACAGUCCCUACUAACUGGUUAUCAGUGCAACUCUAAUGAUGAGCACACUUCUUACGGAGAAACAGGAGUCCCAGUUCCCCCUUUUGGAUGCACCUUUUCUUCUGCUCCCAAUAUGAAACACAUACUAGCAGUUGCCAAUGAAGAAGGGUUUGUUAGAUUAUAUAACACAGAAUCACAAACCUAUAGAAAGAAGUGUGUUAAAGAAUGGAUGGCUCACUGGAAUGCUGUCUUUGACCUGGCUUGGGUUCCAGGUGAACUUAAACUUGUUACAGCAGCAGGUGAUCAAUCAGCCAAAUUUUGGGAUGUAAAAGCUGGUGAGCUGCUUGGAACAUGCAAAGGUCAUCAGUGCAGCCUCAAGUCGGUUGCCUUUUCUAAGUUUGAGAAAGCUGUCUUCUGUACAGGUGGAAGAGAUGGCAACAUUAUGGUCUGGGACACCAGGUGCAACAAAAAAGAUGGAUUUUAUAGGCAAGUGAAUCAAAUCAGUGGUGCUCACAACACCUUAGACAAGCAAACCCCUUCAAAACCUAAGAAGAAACAGAAUUCAAAAGGACUUGCCCCUUCUGUGGAUUUCCAGCAGAGUGUUACUGUGGUCCUCUUUCAAGAUGAGAAUACAUUAGUCUCAGCAGGAGCUGUGGAUGGAGUAAUUAAAGUAUGGGAUUUACGUAAGAAUUAUACUGCUUAUCGACAAGAACCCAUUGCCUCCAAGUCUUUCCUGUACCCAGGUAGCAGCACUCGAAAACUAGGAUACUCAAGUCUGAUUUUGGAUUCCACUGGCUCUACUUUAUUUGCUAACUGCACAGAUGACAACAUCUACAUGUUCAAUAUGACUGGAUUAAAGACUUCUCCAGUGGCUACCUUCAAUGGACAUCAGAACUCCACCUUUUAUAUUAAAUCCAGCCUUAGUCCAGAUGACCAGUUUUUAGUCAGUGGCUCAAGCGAUGAAGCUGCCUAUAUCUGGAAGGUGUCCACACCCUGGCAUCCUCCAACUGUGCUCCUGGGUCAUUCUCAAGAGGUGACAUCUGUGUGCUGGUGUCCAUCAGAUUUCACAAAGAUUGCUACCUGCUCGGAUGACAAUACACUGAAAAUCUGGCGCUUGAAUAGAGGCCUGGAGGAGAAAUCAGCAGAUAAACUCUCCAUAGUGGGUUGGGCCUCUCAGAAGAAAAAAGAGGCGAGAGUUGACCUAGGAACAGUGACAAGUGGCCAGAGUACUCCUGCCAAAGCCCCCAGAGUAAAGAGCAGUCCAUCUAGUUCCUCCCCUUCCUCAGCAGCUUGUGCUCCGAGCUGUGCUGGGGACCUCCCUCUUCCUUCAAAUACUCCCGCAUUCUCCAUUAAAACCCCUCCUGGCAAGGCCCGGUCUCCUGUUGGCAGAAGAGGCUCCGUCUCCUCUGUCUCUCCUAAGCCACCCUCAUCUUUCAAGAUGUCCAUUAGAAACUGGAUGACCCGAACACCUUCCUCAUCACCACCCAUCACUCCGCCUGCUUCUGAGACCAAGAUCACAUCUCCAAGAAAAGCCCUCAUUCCUGUGAGCCUGAAAUCAUCCCAAGCAGUGGCUUGCUCUGAGUCUAGAAAUAGAGUAAAGAGGAGGCUAGACUCAAGUUGUCUGGAGAAUGUGAAACAAAAGUGUGUGAAGAGUUGCAGCUGUGUGACUGAGCUUGAUGACCCAGUUGAAAAGCUUCAUCUGGAUCUGUGCUGCCUUACUGGUAACCAGGAAGACCUUGGUAAGGACUCGCUAGGUCCUACCAAAUCAAGCAAGAUUGAAGGAGCCAGUAUGAGUGUGUCAGAGCCUCCUUCUCCUGCCAGUCCUUAUGCUUCAGAGGGCUGCGGGACACUGCCUCUUCCUUUGGGAUCUUGUGGAGAAGGGUCUGAAUUGGUGGGCAAAGAGAAUAGCUCCCCGGAGAACAAAAACUGGUUAUUGGCCAUGGCAGCCAAACGGAAGGCUGAGAAUCCAUCACCACGAAGUCCAUCAUCCCAGACCCCUAAUUCCAGGAGACAGAGCGGGAAGACUUCCCCAGGCCCGGUCACUAUCACUCCCAGCUCCAUGAGGAAAAUUUGUACAUACUUCCAUAGAAAGUCCCAAGAUGACUACUGUAGUCCUGAACAGUCAACAGAAUUAUAG